AUUGACCAGUGUGCAAUAUGUACACACACGUUUACAUCUGAUGUAUCAUGGCUAAUUUCUUGCGAGGAAAAAAUAGCUAUACGAAAUCAAUGUGAAAACAUGAUUUAGGCCGAGUGAGUGCAUAAGUGUUUUGCGAAUUUCUCGUAUUUUUUCCGUAAAAACCAAAUCGAUGAUGAAUUUUAGACGAGAUGGACAGGGCGCAUAAAGCGUUCGCUAAAAAACUUCCCGUUCAGCCAUUCAUUCGUUGAACGCAUAAUAUAAUGUAAUUAAAGAAAAGCUUAAAUUAAGCAGUUAUUAUCACAACUAUUUUUGUAGCGCUAUGGUGGAGGUAACGCUUCAGGAAUCGCUAAGGCUCGCUCAGGAUUCGUCCGUUGAGUCCGUCACUACGAAUCUUCAGGACGUCUCAAAGCCGAUGUCUGAAAUCGACGAAAUGCGCGCCGUUAGGCAGGAGCAAGAUGCAUUCAUCGCCCGACUGACAGAGGAUAACGCCCAGCUAACAGCUACCGUAGAAAAUCUUGAGUCUGCAUUAUGUAGGCUGCAAACACGACUUAGGCGAUAUACUCAGAAAGAGGAAGCGACACUGACCCGUGAGGCAUUUGCUGAGAUGGCGGAGGGUGAGGCGGUCGGAGCAAAUGAGAGUAUCGUGGUCCGAUCGGAAGAGCAGGGCGACAUAGAUGCCGAUGUUGAAAGCCUCGUUCUAGUAGAACAUGCACACUGCACAGCUGAUAAUUGCUGGCGACAGAAGUACAUGGAAUCGCUGAGUCAGCUUCGUAGUGUGCUUGUGGAGCUGAGGAGCGAGCUCGAAGAGAAAAGUGUGCUUGAAGAAGCUACUCGGAGCCAAGAAACAAGGCACCAAACAAAAGUCCAACUAAUCGAAGAAAGCAUUCGUACACUCGAUGUCGAUGAACCGGAAGGGUCACCGAAGCGUUACUCCCGAACGGGAUCCCGCAAACGAAGCUUUUUAGGGCUGGAUUCAUCUCUUCGUCGAAUAAAACAAUCCCGGACCUCCGGCUCGCAGACGUCCCUUUCGAAAACCCCACUUCUCAAAAAAAUGAUCAACCUGUUUAAAAAGAAGCCAACAAAUUCCGCCUUCAGAAACAGAUGAUUGCGAAGACGCCGCAGGAUUAUUCGCUACUUAUCAGUGAUCAGGGGAGCUGUACUGUGAUUUAAUUGUACAUUUCUAUCCUGUAAUUAUUUCGGAAUUAUUUUACUCAAGCUGAAACGGUGUUAGCCGAAACGAGCAGCCGUUCAACAGGUAACCGUGCGUGAAUGACGGCCUGAAUAUAAUACAAAUUAUUCCUAGAAAUUAUUGCAUAAAUCAAUAGAACUGAGAACAACGUAUGUCGUAUGAAUUACAUGAUUGAAGAUAAAGCUUACACGGCAGAACUUAUUCUCUGACACUCGCUAUUCAUUAGUUCGGUAUAUCUCUGAAUGUUAUUAAUUUUCGCCAACAGAGGUUUUUACGAAAUGUACCAGGAAAUUUUCGAAAAUUUGCUUAAAAAUGGUCUACUGAGAUUUACCAGUUUUGUCGUUGUUUCUCAGAGGUAAAAUCCCGAAUGCCAGUUGAGUUUCAAAUAGUCACUCUCAUACCUUAGGCUCCUAUAACAAAUAGCAAUACAGCAGAUCUAGUUCCCAGUUGUAUUAGCGUUAAAUACUGGAUUUGCCUUUCCAGGACUAAGUCCAGUAUAUUCAAUAUACAUGCAGGAAAAGGUCGCGUUGUGUUUCCAAUAGACACUUGUUCUGAGCCUUCGGUCCAUGUUUUGACGAACCUUCGAUUGAACUAGCCAUCUUGUAGCAUAGAUACGCCAACGUUAGUCUCUCUCGUAUUGACCGCUGACAAGAAAGCAACUUACCAGUGACAAGCUAACGAGUAGAUCUGACGGACCAGUUAAAGACGUGAUCAAAUUUAGAUUAUAGCAUAAUUAUCUAACGUAAUGGAGACACUUAGAGCACACAGAUAUACACGAUACU
This is a messenger RNA of Varroa destructor (honeybee mite), 1971 nucleotides long. RefSeq lists its product as uncharacterized. NCBI's taxonomy places the organism in Eukaryota, Metazoa, Arthropoda, Arachnida, Mesostigmata, Varroidae. The record is from RefSeq and is a predicted model, not a curated record.